Molecule: messenger RNA, 1889 nt
Organism: Fragaria vesca subsp. vesca
Lineage: Eukaryota; Viridiplantae; Streptophyta; Magnoliopsida; Rosales; Rosaceae
Exons: 2
Coding region: 51-866 (271 amino acids)
Biological process (GO): translational termination
Cellular component (GO): chloroplast
Molecular function (GO): translation release factor activity
Source: RefSeq, a predicted model, not a curated record
AUUCUUUCUAAUUUUCUGCUUCAAAAUUGUGAUUCUUUUUCAAAGAGGGAAUGAGAAUGGCAAUGGCAGGAUCAUUGUUGAAAUCAUCAUGUUCGUGCUCAUGGGUUAGAGUGUUAGGAGUUUCAAGAACAAGUAGUGGUGCAGCAGCUGCUAUACUUCAUGCAUCAUAUCCAUUUCCACUUCCAACCGUUGCCUUGAAAAUACAAAGAAAAAGUAGCUUAACCAAGUGGAGGUGGUCUCAACAGCAACCACAGUUGCCAGAAGACAGGAAGAGCUAUGCCUUCUUCUUCAUACGGAGCUCUAAAUAUGGUAGCAGUAGUAUUAGCACUGAUGGCGGGAAGGGAUAUCUGGAAUCUACGGACCAAGAGUUGUUGAGCCAGUGUGAAAUGGGUACUUUCAAGACGUCAGGGCCGGGGGGUCAGCACCGGAACAAGCGAGAGUCUGCAGUACGUCUCAAGCACCUCCCAACUGGUAUCAUUGCGCAGGCGUCUGAAGACCGGUCCCAGCACAUGAAUCGUGCCUCAGCAUUGUCUCGCCUGCGCACUCUUAUAGCUCUCAGAGUCAGGAACCUUGUGGAUCUCGAUGGUUAUUCCCCUCCCCGUGAGCUUCUUCAAAUUCUUCCCAAAUCAUCUUCCAUAAGAACAUCAGAUAUAGGUAACCAAAUUGGACCCAACAAUGCGAAAUUUGUUUUCGGAAUGCAAGCUCUGUUGGAUCUACUUUAUGCAGUUGAUGGUUCUGUCUCAGAGGCAGCAAAGUAUCUGGGGUUAAGCACAGGUGCCCUCUCUCGGUUAAUACUCUCUGAUGAUUCUCUCCGAUUGGCAGUCAAUGAGCUUAGGGCUUCUAAGGACAUGAAGCCUCUGAGGUAGAAUUUGUCAGAUGCAGGUUUGUGGAACCACUGUAUUCUGACAUUGUGAAGCAGCACAGAUAUCCUUUUUGUCAGAUAAGAUGCAUACAUUGCUUUUGAGUUUUGACAGACAUUACACCAUCAGCAUAGAUUCAAUACAGCAAGCUAGAAGAAAGCCUUUCUUAGCUGUAGCAUCUGACUCUAGCUAGUCUAGAGGUUCUAAAGUCUAGGAACCGGGGUAGGCCAACAUGGGAGCGAAAAUGGUUGCAGAAUUCCUAGUUAUGCCCAAUAAUGUUAAUUUGUGUUGUCAUCUCUAACGUUCUGCGUCGGAGGUAGCACUUGCUAAUGUCUUGACCAUCUCUUAAAUUCACGGUAUCUUCAUUGUUUUGGUCGAAAGCUAUCAUUGAAAUCGGGUAAGGUCUGUUCACCUGAAUAUCUUUGCAAGUUAAUGGGGGAACUUUGUUGACUGUCUUUUUAAAUUUGCCUUUGCUGUCUUCCACAACUUGUUUCAACUCCCAAACUCUAUACCUGCUGACCGUCAGUGCCAUGGAGGAAUUCAAGAGUUCCGCACAACCGUAGACUCCCUCUGCUCACAUGUACAAUAUUACUGGUAGUCUGUUACUACUGGUGGAUAUGGAUAUCCAACUAAAUGAAGAAAGUGGCAAAUGAAGAAACUAGUCGGGAGCUCAAUACAUUUAACUCUGCAUUCAUGGGUCUCAGAAGAGAAGAUCUCCACAUUGAAGUUUGGAUACAAGUCAUCUGACAAAGUCGGAACCAAUCCCAUAACCUUCCGCGCAUACUUGGCAUCAAGGAUGAACGAACUUGUACUAGUAGCACCAGCUUGUUCUUCUUUUCAAUCAGAAUCACCAUCAGAGUACUUAUAGAAUGGUUUGCAGACAAAGGCGACGAGUACUUGACAGUAGGUGGAGGAAGAGCAGCCCAUUGUUGGCUCGUUGACCUUUUUGACGUCCAUCUUUUUAACCUCAUUUUAUCAGCAGCAGCAGUUCUCAUUGCAGAUGCAGUAACAAAACUCUAGUUAGGGAAG